AUCUGUGUCCAGACAAUGAGAACAUUUUAUUGAAACUUUUGAGCAAUAUUAUCGGAUUUUUAAUCAUGCAUGCGCAAAUUUAGAAGUUUGCUUUAUAAAAGAAGUAAUUAGAUUAACAAAUUUGAUUAUCAUCCAUAUAUUUCGAUUUUCUGUGAACAACUCGUUAGCGACCAUCAAUGUUGGUACUAUCUUGGAAUCGUAUAACAUUAUUUAAUUGAAAAUCUGGAAUAACGCAUCAAGUUCUCCUUAUAAAUACUCGAGAGACAAACUUGACGUUCUGGAAAUUAUUUUCACACUUUACAAUGUAAGUGAUCGAAAUGAUUUUAAAGUGAAACUACCAAUGUCGCAAUGUUUUGACAUUAAUUGUCAUAGAAAUGCAUUGUAAUGUCCGUUUUCUGUCCUUUCUCUCCAUGUGUCUUGGCGCUGUUGCAGUAGGCACUAUGGCUCUUGCGGUAGGCACUGAUUCGUGGUUGUUUACCGAAGAGGAGACUAUUAAGAACAUAGAAAAUGGGACACUGAAAUUUACAGCCCAUAUAAGAACAGGAUUGUGGCGCCUUUGCAUUAUUGUGGGAUAUGAUUACCCAGACAUUUGUGUUAAUGUGGGAUAUGAAAAUGCAGAUGAAGGAAGAGAGGAAGGCCAAGAAACGUCCAUGGCUAUAAUGAGAGCCAACAGAGUAUCUACAGUUUUUCCUGUCAUAACUUUGGUUUUACUUGUCACCGGUUUUACUGUGAGUGCUAUUGGAAACAUUCAAGGAGACAUAAAGACCUUGAUCGGAUCUGUUGUCUAUAUAUCUGGAGGUUUAACUUUUGCAGUAGGAAUAAUUCUGUACAUAUCAUCUAUAAACGACGAAGUUGGACAUCGACAGUAUAAUGAAAGCGGUGAUUUAGUUUUCCAGUAUAGUUAUGGAUGGUCGUUCUAUUUUGCCGGUUUAGCGUUUUUAUUUACUAUGCUGUCAUCGGUGGUACAAAUUUCCUUGUUUUUGAAACGAAAUUCUAAGAAAGACGAUAUGAUAAAGAUAAUUCCAGGAUUGGAUGGCGUUCUUACAAAUCCGGAUGAUGAAAUUCCAGGCGGAACAUCAAACCCUACAAUUAUAUUGUAAAUUCGAAACUGUUUGUUUGAAAGUCUAGAAAUAAAUUUGAAAUGUAAUAAUAUCAGGAAAAAUGUGAACAAAAACAUGUGAUUUUUUACUCAAGUUUCAAUCCUUGAAAAAAACCAUUUAUGUCAUUUAUGACUUUUUGUCUUAAUGACAAAUCGAUGGAUACUUUAUAAAUAGUGUUGCUAUGCAUUUAAUUUCAGUCGAGGAUGCAAAUUUGUUGUUUUCAACUGUUAUAUCAUUCCCUUGUCUGUCAUUGUAAAAUAGUAAAUAAGCUGGUGAAGCACUUAGUAUUGUAUAUAGAACUAACUUACACAAAACUGUGUUUUUUUAGCUAGAGUUUUUCUUGUUAUAGUUGCUAGUGGGGUAGUUUGCACUUAUGGCACCAUAAUCUAAAUACAUCACUUAGCUCUUGGGAGAACAAAAUAAAGUUUUUUUUAAAACUCACCAUAAAUAGACAUUUUAAAUUGUAUCUAAAUAUAUACAUUUUAUGUGUAGGACACCGUUCUUCAAUGCGAGUUUCUUAAUUGUUAAAUCAAACUCUCUCGUCAUCACUCGAUUUUCCAUUUUGGGAGAUGUUUGGUCAGUUGAUUGUAAAUUUACGUAUAAAUUAAUCAUCAUGAUGACUGUUACCCUGCUGGAGAUGUUUUACUUAACUGAGAAAUCAAUACUACUAAUGGAACAUUACUAUUACUGUUUUAACGCUACAUUGAAAGCUAUCUAAAAACUAUACUAUAAUUAUGUCUAUGUUUGCUUGAGUUAACAUGAAAAUCUAAAACAUUUUACGCCUUUGCUCAAGAUGUUGUCACUUGUAAUAGCUUUAAAAGCAUUCUUAGUUUAUAAUUACAUUUUAUGUUCCUUGCUCAAUCUAAAGGUUGAAACAGUUCGAAAGGUUGAUGUAUUCUUUUGUACGCAACUUACAACCUUUUCUUGACGUCUAAUAUUUUCUAUAUCCGUGUACGCCUAAAAUAAUUUGUAAAAUGUAAUUUCAUAUGUCAUUUCAAGUAAAGCUAUUACAUCUAG
Mytilus californianus (California mussel) is the source of this 2117-nucleotide messenger RNA. RefSeq names its product voltage-dependent calcium channel gamma-7 subunit-like. The transcript is spliced from 4 exons. The record is from RefSeq and is a predicted model, not a curated record. Bases 375 to 1100 code for a protein of 241 amino acids. NCBI's taxonomy places the organism in Eukaryota, Metazoa, Mollusca, Bivalvia, Mytilida, Mytilidae. Gene Ontology annotation, cellular component: postsynaptic density membrane; AMPA glutamate receptor complex. Gene Ontology annotation, biological process: calcium ion transport; postsynaptic neurotransmitter receptor diffusion trapping; regulation of AMPA receptor activity. Gene Ontology annotation, molecular function: voltage-gated calcium channel activity; channel regulator activity.